This is a messenger RNA of Dendrobium catenatum, 1006 nucleotides long. RefSeq names its product protein NRT1/ PTR FAMILY 2.11. Gene Ontology annotation, molecular function: transmembrane transporter activity. The record is from RefSeq and is a predicted model, not a curated record. The transcript is spliced from 4 exons. The coding region runs from base 53 to 1006 and encodes 317 amino acids. Gene Ontology annotation, cellular component: plasma membrane. Lineage: Eukaryota; Viridiplantae; Streptophyta; Magnoliopsida; Asparagales; Orchidaceae. Gene Ontology annotation, biological process: transmembrane transport.
UACUGAGAUCCAGCUAGAGAGAUAUCUGGAGAGAGAGAGAGAGAGAUCAGGUAUGGCUUCAAAGCUAGAAAUGGCAGAGAAGAGAGAGAACAGAGCUGAUCCUGAGAAGUUUGUAGCCAUGGAAGGAGAGAAAGAUGGAGGGGAAGAUGAGCCUGUGGUGGAGUACAGAGGAUGGAAGGCUAUGCCUUAUGUCAUAGGAAAUGAGACAUUUGAGAAGCUGGGAACGUUGGGUACAGCUUCAAAUCUGUUAGUAUAUCUGACGACGAUCUUCCACAUGAAGAGUGUAGCAGCUACAGCUCUCCUACAGAUCUUCAAUGGCACAACAAAUCUGGCUCCGAUAUUGGGAGCCUUUCUCUCUGAUACUUAUCUCGGCCGAUACUACACUCUUGCCUUUGCUUCAAUUUCCUCUCUUCUGGGAAUGUUCAUCCUGACACUUACAGCUGCAAUAAAAAAGCUUCACCCAACACCCUGCAACAACAUCAAUGGUGAAGAAUGCCCAGAUGCCUCGCCAAUUCAACUAACUGUUUUAUAUCUUUCAUUCUUAUUUCUGGUGAUCGGCGCCGGCGGAAUUCGUCCCUGUAACCUUGCAUUUGGUGCAGACCAAUUCAAUCCUCAAACAGAUUCAGGAAGAAGAGGAAUCAAUAGCUUCUUCAAUUGGUAUUAUUUCACAUUCACUGUUGCCAUGAUGAUAUCCUGCACUUUCAUCAUCUAUAUUCAGAGCAAUAUAAGCUGGACUCUUGGCUUAGGCAUCCCAGCUGUGCUUAUGUUCUUUUCCUGUGCUUUCUUUUUCCUGGGGACUAAUCUCUAUGUGAGGGUCAAGCCAGAAGGCAGCCCUUUGAGUAAUGUGGCUCGGGUUCUAACGGCAGCUUACAGGAAGCGAAAAUUGAAGCUUUCUGAUCAGAAUCAGUUUCAAUCUCUCUUCAAUCCCCCUACUGUUGAUAGUACAAUCAGAUCCAAGCUUCCACAUACUGAUCAAUUCAGAGUUCAUGUCGAUGACGGUGGAUGA